AUGAACACACAGACAGAAGACGACUUUUAUCAAUCGGAGGACGACUUGGAUGAAGAUGAGGCGACGCAAUAUAUAAUUGAACAAAGUCUGAUUCAAUAUAGAAAGCUCAAAGGAUUGAAUCCAAGUGAUCUGAAACCCAGUGAAGACCCUGAUGAGAUUUUCAAAGCAAUCAAACAGGGUGAUGAAGAUGCGCUGAACAGGACGAUAGUGCAACCAGAGACUCUGUCCAGAGUUGAUGAACGAGGAUGGAUCCCCCUGCAUGAAGCUGCAGUGCAAGAGAAUAGAAGAAUACUCGAGAUUAUCUUCUCAGCAUCGCCCCCAGGUGCGGCCCAGUGUCGUACUCUUAAGGGUGAGACACCUCUGUUUCUGGCUGUGGUUCAUGGACUCAGAGAGACCGCCACAUUCCUGCUACAGAACGGUAGUAGCCCGGAUCUCCAGAAUGAUGAGCAGGAUUCUCCAUUAGUGGCCGCUAUCCUGAAUGACCAGUAUGACUUGGCCACACUGUUGCUUCGCUACAAUGCCAACGUAGACCAAGUAGGACCACUAAACAGGACAGCACUGCACGAGUCUGCCUUUUUAGGCCUGGAGAACUUUGUCUAUCUGCUCCUAGAGUCCGGUGCCAACCCGAACGCAUGUGACAUCAAAAAGAAAACUCCGCUGGCUCUGGCUGCGCAAAAUGGACAUCUGAAUGUGGUGGACGUCCUGCUACAGAAAGGAGCCCAUGUGUGGUGUGAAUCAGAGUCAGGCACUGUCUUGUUUGAUGCAGCAGCAUCAGGAAACCCUGACAUAAUCUCUUUGCUGCUGGAGCACGGAGCAGAUCCCAACCUACCUCUUUACAGCGGACACCUGCCGAUUCACCGUGUGGCAUACCAUGGGCACAUACUGGCACUGGAGCACCUCAUCCCUGUGACUAAGCUGGAGGCUGUGAAGGAAAGUGGGAUGAGUCCUCUCCAUUCUGCAGCCGCUGGGGGACAUGCCCAUUGCGUUGAGAUCCUGCUCAAAGCCGGCUACGAUCCAAACUUCAUGCUGCACCCAAGGGUGCGCCGCAGCUAUGAUGAUGAGCGCAGGUCUGCCCUCUUCUUCGCUGUGUCCAACAAUGAUCUUCAGUGCACUCGCUUGCUGUUAGAGGCUGGGGCAAUGGUGAACCAGGAUCCUAUCAACUGUUUGCAGGUGGCUCUAAGACAUGGCAACUAUGAACUAAUCAACACGUUGCUGAAGGCUGGGGCAAAUGUCAACUACUACUCCCGUGUCAACAGCACUCACUUCCCCUCAGCACUGCAGCAGGCCUUGAAAGAUGAGGUCAUGCUGAGAAUGAUUCUUAACCAUGGAUAUGAUGUGAAGCGUUGCUUUGACUGUCCCUAUGGUGACAGUUCCCAUGACUACGCUCCUUGGACGACCUCAAUCAUCAAAGACAUGGUGUUCUGUGAGGUGAUAACAGUGGCCUGGCUUAGGCACUUAUCGGCACAGGUGGUGCGCAUUAUGCUCGACUACACCGACCAUGUCUCCUUCUGCACCAAACUUAGGGACACGCUGGAGGAGCAGAAACAGUGGCCAGAAAUCUGUCACAUUCAAAGAAAUGCACGAAGCCUGAAGCACCUGUGCCGGUUGCGGAUAAGAGAGCAUCUCAGUCGCCUGCGCCUGAGAGCCCCAGUUUUCAUCAACUUCCUUCCUCUUCCUCCCAGGCUGAAAGAUUACCUACGCUACAAAGAGUUUGAUGUCUACAGCAGGGGCAGCAUGGUUAGCCCACAGUGA
This is a messenger RNA of Chelmon rostratus (copperband butterflyfish), 1752 nucleotides long. It is a transcript of the gene asb14b, whose product is annotated as ankyrin repeat and SOCS box containing 14b. The transcript has 9 exons. NCBI's taxonomy places the organism in Eukaryota, Metazoa, Chordata, Actinopteri, Chaetodontiformes, Chaetodontidae. Bases 1 to 1752 code for a protein of 583 amino acids. Gene Ontology annotation, cellular component: cytoplasm. Gene Ontology annotation, biological process: intracellular signal transduction. Gene Ontology annotation, molecular function: protein binding. The record is from RefSeq and is a predicted model, not a curated record.